CCCGUCCCAGGGCCCUGCGCCAGCCCCUCUGCCAGACGCCGGCGCUGGGCUGACUGCGAGCCCGUCCGAUCGUCCGUGCAGGUGUCCGGACCUUUCUCCUUCUUUCCUCACUGCUCGGCCAUCGUCUCAUCGCCACCCACCAAUGCUCAGCUUCUUCUGGCUGAGGUGUCUCAUAAAAAUGGUCAAGGGGGAUUUUGUAGCCCCUGAAGAGAUCUUGAGCUUCUGUUGCAAUGGCCUCCAGGGCUCGACCUCUCCACCACGUGCCCAGGAGCCAGGGGAACGGGAGGAGACGUGGGGGGCCAUGGCGAGCCCCUCGCCCCCCUGCAACCCCACGGAGGUGCAGAUGAGCCAACUGGUGCUGCCCUGCCACACCAACCACCGCGGCGAGCUCAGCACCGGCCAGCUCCUCAAAUGGAUGGACACCACUGCCUGCCUCUCUGCUGAGAGACAUGCUGGCUGCCCCUGCGUCACAGCUUCCAUGGAUGAUAUCUAUUUUGAGCAUACCAUUAGCCAGGCGUCCACAAACCCUCCUGGGCAGCGGGACGGGAGGAGCGGUGUCUGUGUUGGGCAAGUUGUCAACAUCAAAGCCAAAGUGAACCGAGCCUUCAACUCCAGCAUGGAGGUGGGCAUCCAGGUGAGCUACGAGGACCUGUGCAGUGGGAAGCACUGGAGCAUCUGCAAGGCAUUUGCCACCUUCGUGGCACAGGGACAUUUUGGCACCAAGGUGAAGCUGAAGCCCGUGGUCCCUCAGACGGAGGAGGAGAAGAUCGAGUACAGCAUCGCCGCCGAGCGCCGCCGCAUGCGCUUGGCCCACAAGGACACCCUCAAGGACCUCCUCACUCGCAUCCCUCGUGAAACUGAGCUGGAGACACGGGAUGGCAGCGUGGCGGUGCCAGCAGAGAAGACACGGGUGGAGAGUGUGGAGCUGGUGCUGCCCCCACACGCCAACCAUCAGGGCAACACCUUUGGGGGGCAGAUCAUGGCCUGGAUGGAGAAUGUGGCCACCAUUGCAGCCAGCCGUCUGUGCCGUGCCCACCCCACUCUGCAGACCAUUGAGAUGUUCCACUUUCGGGGACCGUCCCAGGUCGGGGACCGCCUGGUGCUCAAAGCCAUCGUCAACAACUCCUUCAAAAACAGCAUGGAGGUGGGGGUCUGCGCUGAGGCCUACGGGCAGGAGAUGUCUGGCAACAGGAGGCACAUCAACAGCGCCUUCAUGACCUUCGUGGUGCUGGACCAGGAGGGUCGGCCCCGCAGCUUGCCCAUGGUGGCACCUGAGCCAGGGGAAGGAGAGAGGAGGUACAGAGAAGCCAGUGCUAGGAAAAAAAUCCGUCUGGACCGAAAAUAUGUUGUCUCCUGCAAACAGACCGAGGUGCCACUCUCUGUGCCCUGGGACCAAAGCAACAAGGUUUAUCUGAGCUACAACAACGUCUCUGCACUGAAGACACUGGUAGCCAAAGCCAACUGGAUACUUGCCAGAGAAAAGGAAAAGGUGAGGAUGUACACGCUGGAGGAGGACAAAUUCCUCUCCUUCCGUAUCGAGAUGUCAGUUUCCAUCAGUGCUGGCAGAGCCUUCUCCCUGCUCUCCGACCUGCGGCGCCGGCACGAGUGGGACAGCCACUACGCGAGCGCAGAGCUUGUCCAGCAAGUAGAUAAUGAUGACAUGAUCUACCACGUGGUGAGCCAGACGCUCAGCUGCGAGAACAAACCGCAGGACUUUGUCAUCCUGGCAUCCCGGCGGAAACCUUGCAGCAGGGGGGAUCCCUACGUGGUGGCAUUUCGGUCAGUGACAUUGCCCACCCAUCCCGCCAGUGAUGUCUUCACGCGAGGGGAGACGCUCUGCUCCGGCUUCUGCAUUUGGCCGGAGUCGGAGGAGAUGAGCAAGGUGGCUUACUACAACCAGGCUACACCAGGGUACCUUAACUACGUCACCACCAACGUGGUGGGGCUGUCCUCCAACUUCUGCGCCACCUUUGAAGCCUGCGAGAAGUUCCUGCUGAAGAACAAGGAGGACCUGAUCAUGAGGCUGCAGAACCUCUAGGGCUUGGGCAUCUCUGCUGACUGAUGGACAGAGAGAUGAUGGGGGAACCUUCGGGAUGGUGGUGCCAAGACCCUUCCUCCCGAGGGGUGAAGUCCAAAAGUCCAAGGGUUGGGGUGGAAGGGCAUGACAGUACCGCCUCACCCCUUGCACUGACGUGUCAUGUCUUUUCUUUUUUUUUUUUUUUUUUUUUUUUAUGUAGACAUUUUAUAAGCUGAUGUACAGGACCUUCUAGUUCACUUAAUGCUACUUGAAUCUUUAUAAGAUCCCAAGUCUUCCUAAAACAGUUUUGUUUUGGUUUUUUUUUUUUUUACUGUUUCUUAAUGGGGGGAAACUGCUUCCCGUUGAGGCAGCGAAUGCAGCAAGGGGACAGGGAUGUGGGGAGAGUGCUGGGGUGGUCAGUGGAACAUCCUGUUCCCCCUGGAGCUGCUCCUGGCAAACAGCCCCUGCUCCCUCUCCGGGCUGGAAUCCCACCCCACAGGACUGUGGCAGGAGGGUCAAUAAAAGUGCAUCCAACCUGACCUUCAACACUUCCAGGGAAGUGGGCAACUGCUCAGUGUCUCUGGGCAACCUGCUCCAGUGUCUCACCACCCUCACAGCAAAGAGCUUCCUGCUAUCUAAUGUACAUCUCGGGUUUUAAACCACUCCCCCUUGUCCUAUCACUCUAUACUCUUGUUAAAAAAAAAACAAAAAACCCUCCCCAGCUUUCCUGUACCCCUCAAGUACUGCAAGGUGGCUCUGAGGUCAGUUUGGAGCCUUCUCCAAGCUGAACAGGCACCUUCUGCAGUAUGUGAUGCUGCCAUCAAGAGAAGGUUUCAAGGAUUUCACAGAUGCCUAAAUAAAUACAUUGGAAAUUAUAUAUAAAA
Calypte anna (Anna's hummingbird) is the source of this 2901-nucleotide messenger RNA. It is a transcript of the gene ACOT11, whose product is annotated as acyl-CoA thioesterase 11. Lineage: Eukaryota; Metazoa; Chordata; Aves; Apodiformes; Trochilidae. Gene Ontology annotation, cellular component: extracellular exosome. Gene Ontology annotation, molecular function: lipid binding; thiolester hydrolase activity. The record is from RefSeq and is a predicted model, not a curated record. The transcript is spliced from 18 exons. The coding region runs from base 143 to 2038 and encodes 631 amino acids.